GGGAAACAUUAUCAUAUGAAGCAUUAACAAGUGUGACUCACCAGCUUCGAACCAUCAAUGACGUCACUAGCAGACGAAUCUUUGGUCGGUUGUUUCUACAGCAUCCUAUCAGUAGGCCAGACAACUUGUCUAGCUGCAAUGAUAUGUGACAAUCAUAUACACAAUGCUAUUUUAUGGUGCAUUGUAUUAGGACUGCUACAAGAUGAGGAAAUGGUAUGCUGCACUGUGGUUGGUGCGAGUAGUGUUGGUGCUAUUGCCACAAACUGCCUACAUCCAUCCUGAUGAGUUCUUCCAAACAGUGGAGGUUGUGGCAGGUGACAUCCUGGGCUUGGAUACCUACACUCCAUGGGAGUUCAACUCCACGUCUCCAAUACGUAGCGUAACUCUGCCGUUUACAAUCCUGGGACCACCACUUCUCCUUUUCAACUUCUUCACACAUCAUUUCCCUAUACUUGAGACAUCUUACCUCAUCCUCGUGCUGCCACGCUUAGUCAUGGUCCUCCUAACUGUUGUUUUGGACCUUUCAGUGUAUUACAUGUGCCAGUGUCUCAACCUGAACGAGUGGAUGGGUCUUAUGUUAGUGUCAUCAAGCUACGUAACGUUGACUUACUUGACAAGGACAUUCACAAACAGUUUUGAGACCACGUUUCUUUCACUAUUAUUAGUAGUGUUAAUAAGAGAGUGGAAAUCAACAAGAAGUUCAACAAUUCUGAAUUUUAAAGUACUGAGUACAGAUGUCAAAGAUAAAAAAUCAAAGAAGAAAUUUAAGCCAAAAAAGAAAAUCAAAAGUACGUUUAUUGCUGAAAUUCCUAGAUAUAGGCCUUAUGAAUGCAUAACUAGUAAUUUUCUCCCCUUGUCAGCUUUUCUUGUUGGGAUGAUUGUUGUGGCAGGUAUGUUUAAUCGCCCAACUUUUCUAAUAUUUUGUAGCAUGCCAAUCUUUUUCUGGAUUUUAUCUUAUUAUACCAAGACAAACAAAUUCAAUUCCAUUAUGACCAUUGUGAUAUUUUCUGGUCUCGGUUUCCUGUUAUCGUUUGUUAUUUUUGUGUUUGUAGAUUCUGUGUACUUUAAUCCUCAAAUAUUAUCAACUGUUAAAAGUGAUUUUGAAAAUUGUCAAUCUUCGCGAAAAGACUAUGUCAUGUGCUUGAAAGACACAAUCACAAAAUAUGUCAUUGUUACUCCUUGGAACUUUAUAAGGUAUAAUACAAAACGUGAUAACUUGGCGCAGCAUGGCAUACACCCGUGGUAUGUUCAUCUACUGGUCAACAUGCCGUUACUGUUUGGACCAAUGUGUGUUGUGAUGUAUUACUAUAUUGUUAAGUUUGUAUUGGACUUGUACAAAAAGACAUGGAAGAGUCACAACCUGGCUUUGAUAUUCAGUAAUUUUAUGCCAUUGAUUCUUCUGUCAUAUUUUCCUCAUCAAGAGCCGAGAUUUCUCAUUCCAUUAUUACCUACUAUGACGCUGAUCACAUUGAAAAUUGUUAGUUCUGUGAACCACAAAUCAUUUCUUUGUACAUGGAUUGUAUUCAAUCUAUUGUUGACUUUAUUGUUUGGAUUUCUUCAUCAGGGAAGUUUGACUUCAUGUAUUCAAUAUUUUCAGCAUAAUCUCCAUUCCAAGUGCAAAACAAAAGAAUCAUCUAAACACUGUUUUACUCAUAAAGAUAAAUUCAUAUUUUAUCAUACAUACAUGCCUCCACGAUAUUUGUUUUUAGAUGAAAAUGCAAACAAGCAAAUAGUUGAUUUACAAGGACAGAACUGGACUAGUCUUAGCAAUCAUAAGCCCAAAACAGUGAAACACCAAGUGUAUGUGAUAUUACCAGGGUCUCUUAUACAGGAGGCAAAACAUCAUUUAAAAUUUGACAUUGUUACUCAAUUUUCAUUGCAUUUAACAAUGGAGGACCCACCAGAUCUAUCGCUGUUGUUUCAUUUAUACGAAGACUUUACGUGUCAUAACUUUUAUAAAAUAUGGACAGAAUUAUCAUCACAGAUGUCAUUAUUUAUAAUUAAAAUAAAAAGGUAAUAUUUUG
This is a messenger RNA of Ylistrum balloti, 2024 nucleotides long. Its product is annotated as GPI mannosyltransferase 4-like. The transcript has 4 exons. The coding region runs from base 203 to 2017 and encodes 604 amino acids. Gene Ontology annotation, cellular component: endoplasmic reticulum membrane. Gene Ontology annotation, biological process: GPI anchor biosynthetic process. Gene Ontology annotation, molecular function: alpha-1,2-mannosyltransferase activity. NCBI's taxonomy places the organism in Eukaryota, Metazoa, Mollusca, Bivalvia, Pectinida, Pectinidae. The record is from RefSeq and is a predicted model, not a curated record.